AUGAAACAGCUAACUGGGCCCGGCCUAUAUGAGGAGAUCCAGUCCAUCGAGUAUUACAAGGCCCAAAUCCCAAAGACCAAGCCCAAGACCAAGACCAAGCCCAAGCCCAAGCCCAAGCCCAAGCGGAAUGCCACCCGACGCCGUCGUCUCCGUCGUCUCCGUCUUCUCUCCUUCCCUCUCCCCGCUUCGUCGCUGCCGCAGUUCCUCCAGUUCAGUGGCGGCGAUCCCCGACCUCAGCAGAGGCGCGCGCAUUCGAAGCCCAUGUCAAUAUCAAGACUCGCUCGCCUUCGCCUCGGCCUCCGCCUCCGCCUCCGCCUCCGCCUCAAGCACGCCCGAUCGCUCUGCACCUCCUCGCAUUCGCAGCUCGACCAACGGACGGCGGGCGAGAUCGCGGCCAUCCUCAGCCACCACCAUGACUGGGAGCUCCUCCUCCGUUCCUCCGACCUCCCCCAGAAGCUCAACCCCGACGUGGUGCUCUCCGUGCUUCGCGACCACCGGGUGCCCGACCCCAGACGCCUCCUCGGCUUCUUCCGCUGGUCCGAUUCCUUCCUGGGCGCCCCCCACAGCUUGCAUUCCUUCUCGAUCCUCGCCGUCCUCCUCUGCAAUUCCAUGCUUUUUCCUCUCGCCCACGGCGUCGCCGACCGCAUGAUCGAUACCGGCGCGCCGGCGUCCCGGAUACUGGACUCUUUGCUCUGGAGCCACCGUCAGUUUAGCAGGGGUAAUGAUGCCGCGGUCUUUGAGAUUGCCAUCAGUGUUUACAAAAGGAGAGGGCUUCUGGGCGAGGCUUGCUCCGUGUUUCUCGGUGCCAAGGAUGGUGGGCUCGUGCCUAGUUUAGUUUGUUGCAAUACGCUCCUCAAGGAUUUGUGCAAGGCCAACAGGAUGCCCCUGUUUUGGAAGGUUUACGGAGGCAUGAUGGAGGCCGGUGUUGUUCCCGACGCUUACACCUACACUAGUCUCAUCACUGCUCACUUCAAGGUGGACGAUGCUGAGGGGGCUAAACAGGUGCUCUCUGACAUGAAGAAGAAGGGAUGUACCCCCAAUUUGGUUACGUUCAACGUUAUGAUCGGAGGACUCUGCAGAUCUGGGCUCCUAGACGACGCUCUAAGUUUGCUCAAGGCAAUGCCUGGCCAGGGUUUUACGCCCGAUCGAUAUACUUACACCAUACUCAUCGAUGGCUUCUGUAAGCACAGGAGGUCGAGAGAGGCAAAAGCAUUACUUGAUGAAAUGUUCGAUAUUGGAUUAAAUCCUGAACAAAUCACCUACACAGCAUUGCUGGAUGGGUUCAUGAAAGAAGGGGAUGUCGACGAGGCUUUCAGAAUCAAAGAUUUGAUGGUUGACCGUGGUCUAAAGUUGAAGGCUCCCACAUACAACGUGCUCAUCGCGGGUCUUUGUAGGAUUGGUGAUGUGGAGAAGGCAAAUGCUCUGCUCGAAGAGAUGACUGUCGUAGGCACAAGCCCUGACACUCAGAGCUAUAAUCCACUGAUAGAGGAAUACUGUAGGAAGCAAAACAUGGCUAAGACUCGUGAGAUUUUGAUUGAGAUGAAAAGUAGAAACUUGCUACCCUCAGUUUACACCUAUGCUGUGAUAAUAAAGGGCCUAUGCCUCAGUGGACAUCUCCAAGCGGCUAACAGCCUUCUGGAUGAGAUGAUUGGCGCAAAUGUAAAACCAAAUGCAAUUAUUUACACGACUCUAAUCAAGGGCCACAUCGAACAAAAUAAAUUUGAAGAUGCAAAGAGAACUUUUGAGGAAAUGAAGGGGAGAGGGAUUUUGCCUGAUGUAUUUUGUUAUAAUUCUCUUAUCAUGGGGCUCUGCAAAGCCAACAAGAUGGAAGAAGCAAGGCUAUACUUAGUUGAAAUGUUGGAGAAGGGGUUCAAGCCUAAUGAAUAUACUUAUGGGGCUUUCAUCAGUGGGUAUUGUAAGGCAGGGGAUAUGAAGGCAGCUGGCAGGUUCUUCAUGGAGAUGAUAGACUGCGGUGUAGUACCAAGUGGUGCCGUCUGCAUGACUCUUAUUGAUGGUCAUUGUAAAGGUGGUGAUGUUGGAGAAGCAUUCACAAUUGUUAAGGUGAUGCUCGAGAGGCAAGUGCUGCCGGAUGUACAUAUUUACGGACUGUUGAUCCAAGGACUUUCAAAGAAUGGGAAACUAAAAGAAGCAAUGGAAGUUUUUUCUGAACUCCAGGAAAAGGGCGUAGUGGCUGAUAUUUUUAUUUACAAUUCUGUUAUAUCUUGCUUGUCUAAACUGGGUAAACUAGCAGAUGCUUUUCAACUCCUCGAGGAGAUGGGUCAAAGAUGUGUCAAUCCUAACAUCGUCACUUACAAUGCUUUGAUCAAUGGUCUUUGUAAGUUAGGAGAUGUUAUUGGAGCUAGGAAGCUGUUUGAUGGAAUUUCAGCUAGAGGCUUGGCUCCUAAUAGAGUGACCUAUGCUACAAUCAUAGAUGGAUACUGUAAAUCUGGCAAUUUAGGUGAGGCAUUCCAUUUGUUUGAUGAGAUGCUAUCCAUGGGAGUUCAACCUGAUAGCUUUGUUUAUUCCGCCCUUAUCGAUGGUUGCUUCAAAGAAGGCAAUGUAGAGAAGGCUCUUUCUUUGUUUAAUGAUAUGGUGAACAAAGGCUUUGCAUCUACUGUUUCUUUCAAUGCUGUAAUUGAUGGCUUCAGCAAGUUGGGAAAGCUGAAUGAAGCUGAGAAUUUGGUGGAAGCUAUGGUUGAUAGGAACAUUGCACCUAAUCAUGUGACCUAUACCAUUCUCAUUGAUUAUUUUUGUAAGGCAGGAAUGUUAAGUAAAGCAGAGGAUCUCUUCAUCAAGAUGCAACAGCAGAAUCUGACACCAAAUGUUGUGACUUAUACUUCGCUAAUAAAUGGUCAGAGCAGAGCUGGGAACAGACUCAAAGCAUUCGCUGCUUUUGAGGAGAUGGUGAGCCGAGGGAUUGAGCCUGAUGAAGUAAUCUAUUCAGUGAUGGUUGAUGCUUAUUGCAAGGAAGGGGACUUGAUAAAAGCUAUUGAGCUUGUUGAUGACUUGCUUGUCAAGGGCUUUACCAUGAGUGAAGAUGUCUAUAAUGAUCUUCUGGCUACAUUGUGUGAAAAAGUAAGUUUUCCGGAAAUUCUGACGAUACUUGAUAAGCUAGGAGAGCGCAAGCCUAAGCUAAGUGUGACUACAUGUAGUGCUUUAGUAUGUGGAUUUGCCAAAGCAGGAAGUAUGGAAAAAGCAGAAAAGAUUCUGGAAAGUGCAGUUAGGCUUGGAUGGUUGCCAGUUUCCACUGUUUUAAGUGAUAUUUAUAAGGGUCAAAUUGGUGGCCACGAGAAUGACCCAGGGAACUUGUUGAAAGAAGAAGAGAUGAAAGUCGCUUCUCAGGCUUCAACUUGAUAUUGAUGAACUUUAUCAGUUACAAGUAAUUCUCCACUCAAUGGCAAAUUCUCAAUGACUUUUGCCGGGUUAAGAAGGCUCUGGAUAUGCGUGUCAUGGCUCUUUGAGAUGGUUAUUGUUUAUCGUAUGCAGCAUUCUUCCUUUGAGAAUGGCGAGAAAUUUUGGAAAUGAAAUGACAUAAUAAUGUCCAGAGAGGAGUAUGUUAUACUAGAUGAAUGUUCUGAUGUUGUGGUACUAUUCAAAAUGGUUGCAGGUGGAGUUCUUUUCUUCAUGCUGCCUCCAAAAUGUAAGUGAGUAAUGGAAGGGAAUGGGAGAGAUUGACUUAGUUUCAACUUUCACUCAAAUGUGAUAUGAUUCCAUCUGGCUGAUUUUCAUGACCGAAAUUGUCAAAAAGAGGUGCUUUUCAUUGACUUGGAAGACAUUAGGGACUCACUUGCUGUGGAAUUGGAAAUAACAGAUGGAGCGGUCUUAGUGGCAGUAGAUGUGGCGGAUAUACUGGAGGGAGUACCAAAAUCAGAAGAAAAUGUACAUACCAACCCCACAACAACGAGAGAGCUUCCAAGAUAGGAGAGAUUGAAGGCUGCCAUGUCAAACUUAUUUAGCUCUGAGUGGUUUCUCAAAUAUGUGGGCCAGCUUAUCCUUGAUCCAUCACUUGGAAGUACCCAGCUACAAUAUGAUAUACUAGCUCAUGUGAUAGCAUAGACAUUAAUGCCUAUAUGGCUCGGGGCCAAAUACAAUGCUUUCUUAACCUAGAAGUAUUGGUUAUGGAAUAGUAUGCUUAUUCCUACUAACUGAGACCUGUUGUGUUAAGGAUUGAUUGGUGAGAUGCAGCACAGUGUCCUGCUGGUAGACAGGAAGAGUCAUUCCAUUAAGAAGCCUGCUUGUGGAGAUGAAAUUUGCAGGGGAUUGGAAAUUAAAACCUGAGAAGAGAGAGAGAAAUAGAGACCGAGUAAGAUGAUGUCUGAUUUUUUCCCAGACAACAUAUGCCUUCUACUUUCAAACUGAAGUGAGGUGAAUGCUCCAUAGAAUUAACCAAGUUGUGCGUGUACCAUUCAGGACGGCCUCUAAGACUGUUAAACUGCAUGAUUAUCAAUUGUCUGAAGAAAAAUUCUUUGGACUCACAUUUGCGCUGCAUUUCUUUCCCUUGAGUGGCCCUUAAGAGCCAAAGUUUAUAACAAAGGUGCGGAUCUCCAUGGGUGCAAGCUCCACCACGAGUUCUAUAGGAUCUACGGGACCUCCCCUGACUGGAUUGGCUCCUUCAGGGGGGCCUUCUACUCUCCACACCAGUUUUCUUUUGAGCAUAUCUGCUUUUUCUUGGUUAGCAGACAAAUUAUGCUCCACUAUUCUGCUCAUCUGAAUCAUUGUAGGAGAAGAUAGCAUGAGACAAAUCACUUAAAAGUGGCUGACAGCGAUGCAAGUGUGAACUGUUGCAGUUUAUUCAGCAAGUUACCUUCUUAUCUGGAAAGAGUUUCUUCAGUUCCACCUGGCCAUAACUGAGAGAUCCUUGUCCUCUCCAAUCUUGAGUUUAAAGUACCGCAGAAAAGUUAGUAUCUUCAAGAAAUAUUAAGAAUAUUUAAAUAAUUCUUUGGAGAGCUACGAUCUAAAUAAAGUAGGAACCUCAUAUAAGUGUGCCAAUCUGAGGAGAACAUUCCUAUCUUCCAGCUCCUGCAGUGGUUGAGGAAACAGAACAAGGAUUUAGCAAAGAAGGGAGAUAUUCUUUGUUCCAUCAUUUGCGUUUUUUAAGUGGCAAUGCCAGGCUGAAACAUAGAGAUCUUUGACCAAAAUAUCUGGAAGAACUGCAAAUACAAUCUCAAAGCACACUUUAUAUAGUUGGUCAAAUAAACAUAGAAUGAGAUUCGUAACCUGGAGGGUUAUCAGGGCAACAUUAUCAGGUAAGGUGUAAGAAGAAGCUAAUGCUGAAAAGGUUGGUAUAUAGGAGUUUGCCUGAUCGUUCCCUCCCUGCAGAACGAUAAUGAACUUAUAAAUAAAUUUUGCCCACAGUGCUGACAAGAGAAAUGAAGACGGUACUCUUUCACCUGCUCUGUAAAGGCUAGUAGAAGCGGAGAAUAUAUUUCCUGUCCAAAUGUUCUACGCCACUUAGCACCCUCGCCUGAAGGAUCAAUUCUCAGGUAGUGCUUCCCCAUGAUCUGCAAGUUACCUCUUGCAAUGUGUAAAUAGAACCGGUUUCAGACUGAAGACCAUGGAAGAGAAACUGUGACCACUUACAGUGAGUCCCCUGCAAUCAUCAAUGACACAGAGUGUUUCGUUCAGCGCCUCGGUGAUGCCUUUGUCAUCAUCACGAAGUAACCUCCUGUCCGAUCCAAACUUUGUCUCAAAUCUCAGUGAUAUACUGGAAUAUGGCAUUUAUCAUUGUUUAUUGAGGUUCAAAGCAAAAGGGAUAGAAGAAACCUGUGGAGCAUAAGUUCCAAUUGCCCAUCAAUGAUGCUUGAACCUCCCACAGGUCGGUCGACUAGAACUGAGAACUCUGUACUGUUAUCUCGAAUGUACAGGCCAAGAUUAAUCUGGAAGGACAAUACCAGAAUGAUUGAGUUGAUUGCAGUAAAAUAUUUUCACUUUCACAUUGAUCUUUAUGUUAUUCAAAGAUAAGGAAACAGAGACUAAAACAGUAAUUUGGUGUGAUUGGAGAAUUUCUAGUCGUGAUCUUAGCAAGCAAAGUUCUGUUUUUCCAUUUUAAACAAAAUUUAUAGUAAAAGCUACUUUCAAUAAAGCUUGAAUUGAUCUUUU
Molecule: messenger RNA, 6099 nt
Organism: Eucalyptus grandis
Lineage: Eukaryota; Viridiplantae; Streptophyta; Magnoliopsida; Myrtales; Myrtaceae
Product: pentatricopeptide repeat-containing protein At5g61990, mitochondrial
Exons: 4
Coding region: 1-3354 (1117 amino acids)
Molecular function (GO): protein binding
Source: RefSeq, a predicted model, not a curated record